GGAGAGGCGGGGCGCGCGCGGUGGGACCCCUCCUUCCCGUCCUCCUUGCUGUCGACAGGUCUGCCUGCCCAGAUCCGCUGCCGAGCCCGGAUCGGAGGCGACAGUGCGGCCAAGUGGGCGCGACCGGCACGAGUUGGGGGGCAGGGUGCCCGGGGCAGGGGGGCGGUGACCCGGGACAGUGCAGGCGGGAGAACAGACCCGCGGACCUCAGAGGGGAAUCUGAGAGCUCAGACCGUGAGCGGACGUGAAACUGGCCAGGGCUGGGGGCCAGAAAUUGAUCAGCGCUUCGGGGCUCAAUUAAGCGGACGCCAGAGUGUUCUCCGGUGGCGCGGGGGAUCAGGUGAACAGGUCCUCACUCCCAGCUCCACGCCCUCACGCGCUCUCGCCCGGGCCCCGGCUCCCGUCCGCAGCCAUGGGCCCCGGCCCCAGCCGCGCCGCCCGCGUCCUACGCCCGAUGUUCUGCGCGCUCGCUUUGAUGGUGGCCGCCAGCGACCGCGUCGCCUCCGCCUUCAACCUGGACACCCGAUUCCUGGUGGUGAAGGAGGCCGGGAACCCGGGCAGCCUCUUCGGCUACUCGGUCGCCCUCCAUCGGCAGACGGAGCGGCAGCAGCGUUACCUGCUCCUGGCUGGCGCCCCCCGGGACCUUGCUGUGCCUGAUGGCUAUACCAACCAGACCGGUGCUGUGUACCUGUGCCCACUCACUGCCCACAAGGACGACUGUGAACGGAUGGACAUUGCAGAGAAAAGUGACCCUGACCAUCACAUUAUUGAGGACAUGUGGCUCGGGGUGACUGUGGCCAGCCAGGGCCCUGCGGGCAGAGUCCUGGUCUGUGCCCACCGCUACACCCAGGUGUUGUGGUCGGGGUCGGAGGACCAGCGGCGCAUGGUGGGCAAGUGCUAUGUGAGGGGCAAUGACCUGGAGCUGGACCCCAGUGACGACUGGCAGACCUACCACAACGAGAUGUGCAACAGCAACACCGACUACCUGGAGACCGGCAUGUGUCAGCUGGGCGCCAGCGGCGGCUUCACCCAAAACACUGUGUACUUUGGCGCUCCUGGUGCCUACAACUGGAAAGGAAACAGCUACAUGAUUCAGCGGAAGGACUGGGAUUUAUCCGAAUAUAGUUACAAGGACCCAGCGGACCAAGGCAACCUCUACAUUGGCUACACGAUGCAGGUGGGCAGUGCCGUCCUGCACCCUACGAGCACCACCAUUGUGACGGGUGCCCCUCGGCACCAACAUGUGGGCGCUGUCUUUUUGCUGAGCCAGGAGGCGGGUGGAGACCUGCGGAGGAGGCAGGUGCUGGAGGGCAGGCAGGUGGGCGCCUAUUUUGGCAGCGCCAUUGCCCUGGCAGACCUGAACAAUGAUGGGUGGCAGGACCUCCUGGUGGGUGCCCCCUAUUACUUUGAGCGGAAAGAGGAGGUAGGGGGUGCUAUUUAUGUCUUCAUGAACCAGGCAGGCACCUCCUUCCCGGCCCACCCCUCCCUCCUUCUUCACGGCCCCAGUCGCUCUGCCUUUGGCUUCUCCGUGGCAAGCAUCGGUGACAUCAACCAGGAUGGAUUCCAGGACGUUGCCGUGGGAGCCCCUUUCGAGGGCUUGGGCAAAGUGUACAUCUACCACGGCAGCUCCAGGGGGCUCCUCAGACAGCCCCAGCAGGUAAUAGACGGAGAGAAGCUGGGACUGCCUGGCUUGGCCACCUUCGGCUACUCCCUGAGUGGGCAGAUGGAUGUGGAUGAGAACCUCUACCCAGACCUGCUGGUGGGGAGCCUGUCAGACCACAUCGUGCUGCUGCGGGCCCGGCCUGUCAUCAACAUCCUCCACAGAACCUUGGUGGCCAGGCCAUCUGUACUGGACCCUGCACUCUGCACAGCCACCUCCUGUGUGCAGGUAGAGCUGUGCUUUGCUUACAACCAGAGUGCCGGGGACCCCAACUACAGGCGGAACAUCACCCUGGCCUACACUUUGGAGGCCGACCGGGACCGCCGCCCGCCCCGGCUCCGCUUUGCACGCAGUCAGUCAGCUAUCUUCCAUGGCUUCUUCUCCAUGCCCGAGAUGCGCUGCCAGACGCUGGAGCUGCUCCUGAUGGACAACGUCCGUGACAAACUCCGACCCAUCAUCAUCUCCAUGAACUACUCUUUACCUUUGCGGAUGCCUGAGCGCCCCCGACUGGGGCUUCGGUCCCUGGACGCCUACCCGGUCCUCAACCAGGCGCAGGCUCUGGAGAACCACACGGAGGUCCAGUUCCAGAAGGAGUGCGGGCCGGACAACAAGUGCGACAGCAACUUGCAGAUGCAGGCGGCCUUCGUGUCUGAGCUGGGGCAGCGGCUGAGCAGGCUCCCAUAUAGUAGAGACUUCCGAAAACUGCUGCUGAGCAUCAACUUGACCAACACCCCAAGCCGGGAGCGGGCUGGGGAAGACGCCCACGAGGCGCUGCUCACCUUGGCGGUGCCUCCCGCCCUGCUGCUGUCCUCAGUGCGCCCCCCUGGAGCUUGCCAAGCCAACGAGACCAUGACCAUUGUUUGCGAGCUGGGGAACCCCUUCAAACGGAACCAGAGGAUGGAGCUGCUCAUUGCCUUCGAGGUCAUUGGGGUGACCCUGCACACAAGGGAACUCCAGGCACAGCUGCAGCUCUCCACGUCAAGUCACCAGGAUGACCUGUGGCCCAUAACCCUGACUCUGCUGGUGGACUACACACUCCAGGCCUCGCUCAGCAUGGUGAGUCACCGGCUACAAAGCUUCUUUGGGGGGACAGUGAUGGGUGAGUCUGGCAUGAAAACUGUGGAGGAUGUGGGAAGCCCCCUCAAGUAUGAGUUCCAGGUGGGCCCAGUGGGGGAAGGGCUGGCAGCCCUUGGUGCCCUGAUCCUGGGGCUGGAGUGGCCGUAUGAAGUCAGCAAUGGCAAGUGGCUGCUAUACCCCACGGAGAUCACGGUCCACGGCAAUGGGUCCUGGCACUGCCGGCCACCUGGAGACCUCGUCAACCCUCUCAACCUCACUCUCUCUGUUCCUGAGGACAGGCCGCCAUCUCCACAACGCAGGCGGCGACAACUGGACCCCGGGGGAGGCCAGGGCCCCCUGCCGGUCACUCUGGCUGCUGCCAAAAAAGCCAAGUCUGAGAUCCAGCUGAGCUGUGGCGGCGACCACGCCCGCUGUGUGUGGCUGGAGUGCCGGAUUCCUGAUGCCCCCGUCGUCACCAACGUGACAGUUCAGGCACGAGUGUGGAACAGCACCUUAAUCGAGGAUUACAAAGACUUUGACCGAGUCAGGGUAGCCAGCUGGGCCACCCUGUUCCUCCGAACCAGCGUCCCCACCAUCAACAUGGAGAAUAAGACGGUGCGGUUCUCCGUGGACAUCGACUCCGAGCUGGUGGAGGAGCUGCCGGCCGAGAUCGAGCUGUGGCUCGUGCUCGUGGCUGUGAGCGCCGGGCUGCUGCUGCUCGGGCUGAUCAUCCUGCUGCUGUGGAAGUGCGGCUUCUUCAAGCGAGCCCGCACUCGGGCCCUGUAUGAAGCUAAGAGGCAGAAGGCGGAGAUGAAGAGCCAGCCAUCAGAGACAGAGAGGCUGACGGACGACUACUGAGGGGGGCAGCCCCCCACCCCUGGUCCACUGGUGUGACUUCUUUAAGCGGACCCGCUAUUACCGGAUCAUGCCCAAGUACCACGGGGUGCGGAUCCGGGAGGAGGAGCGCUACCCACCUCCAGGGAGCACCCUGCCCACCAAGAAGCACUGGGUGACCAGCUGGCAGACUC
This is a messenger RNA of Lagenorhynchus albirostris (white-beaked dolphin), 3744 nucleotides long. RefSeq names its product integrin subunit alpha 3 (gene ITGA3). Gene Ontology annotation, cellular component: external side of plasma membrane; integrin complex. Gene Ontology annotation, molecular function: integrin binding. Lineage: Eukaryota; Metazoa; Chordata; Mammalia; Artiodactyla; Delphinidae. The record is from RefSeq and is a predicted model, not a curated record. The transcript has 26 exons. Bases 413 to 3574 code for a protein of 1053 amino acids. Gene Ontology annotation, biological process: leukocyte migration; cell-cell adhesion; cell-matrix adhesion.